AUGCAGGCUGUGGUGUCGCCGGUGACAAAGGCCAUCUUCGUGGCUCUCUUCCUCUUCCCCAUCCUGCUCAUCUUCUACGUUAUCCUGUGGUACAUCUGCGGCGAUCCUGAGUCCCUCCUGGACCCCGCGGCGCCCGUCCCCGGGACCUCGUGCCCCUUCUCGGGACCCCAGGACCCCGCGACCUUUCUUGGGACCCUACGGCCGUCCUCAAGACCCCGCGCCCGUCCCCCGGGACCCUGCACUCCUUCCCCGGGAUCCGCGCCUCUUCCUGGGACCCCGCACCCCGCACCCCGCUUCUGCUCCCACACUCGGCAGGCACCAAUCUGGGAUCCCAGGCUCCUUCACCCGACGCUGCGCUUUUUGCCUGGACCCCGCGCGGCUUCCCCAGACCCCACGCCCACUCCCAGGACCGGGAGCCCCUUCCUGGGACCCGCGCCCCUUCCCUGGACCUCGCGUCCUGAUAAUGAACUCACGCCCCUUCUG
This is a messenger RNA of Trichechus manatus latirostris (Florida manatee), 483 nucleotides long. Its product is annotated as extensin-like. The annotation marks the transcript as partial. The record is from RefSeq and is a predicted model, not a curated record. Lineage: Eukaryota; Metazoa; Chordata; Mammalia; Sirenia; Trichechidae. The transcript has 2 exons.